AUGACAUGGACUAAAGAUCAUGAUGUGCUACUUUGCCGUGAAAUUCUGGCAGAGGAGCCUUAUCAAAAUAAGCAUGGGUCAAGGGAAAGGGGGAAAUGCUGGGACAAAAUUGCAGAUGCAUUAAAUGGAGUAGAAAGGCCAAAGUUCAGUGUUGAUCAGAGAGCUGUUAGGGACAGAUUUGUAAAAUUAGAAAGGAGGUUUAGAAGGAGAAUGAACGAAGAAAUGAGGGCUAGUGGGGUAGCACCAGAACCCAGUGAGCUAGAUGAAGCAAUGGAGGAUAUUUUGGAAAGAAAAGACAGUGCAGAGCAGCAGCAAGCAAAGUGUGAUGAUGGUAAGAGACAGGCAACAGGGGCAGAGAAGGAAAUGGCACAGGCUGUGAGGAAAAGGGCUAUGGAGAGUCUCUCAGAAACUAAGGCAAGAGAAUGUUCUAAGAGGAAAAAGGGUGGUGAGACAAGUGAGUAUGUUGGGUACCUGAGAGAGAAACGUGAAUCAAACAUGAAACUGAGAGAGAGUGAAGUUAAUUUGGAAAGAAAGAAAGUUGAAAUAAAGGAAAGAAAGUUGGACCAAGAAACUGAGUUGAGAAAGAGAGAACUUGAGUUGAGGGUGAGGGAGAUAGAGGUGAAAGAGAAAAGUCAAGAAUUAAAGGCAAGGGAGCAUGAACAAUUUGAAGAGAAGUUUAAAGUAUAUGAGGAACAGCAAAAGAUGAUGAAUGCUCAAAUAGCGUGCAUAAAAAAUAAAUUGACAAUUAUUGAGGAACAAAAUUUAACUAUUUUAAAAAUAUUAGAAAGAUUUGAAAAGUAAUAUUGUUUGCUGAUAUUUGCUUAAUUGUAUUAAAAAAGUCAAAAGGUAAAAUUAUGUUGAAUUUUUUUAUUCUAAAUUCUUUUCCAACUCAUUUCAUAGAGAAAUAUUGGAUAAUUGAUCUCAAAUUUUAACUCUGUACAAAUACAAAUGUUUGGGUAUCUUCUCGUGCUCCAUCCAAAAGAGUUGUAAAUAAGCACCACCCCUCCCCCCUCUAAAACACAGAUUUGUAUAAAUAUGGUACAGUAACAUCACUUAUGAAAGUUUUGAUUAUCUCUAUUCAGUGCUAUUUAUUUAAUUGGUUGUUUCAAAUAAGUUAAUCUUCAAUUUCAGUUUAAAAAGCAGGUACUUUUUGCCUUAAAAAUAUUUUUUUCUUGCCUGUGAUUAACAAUUUAUUUUCCUGUUUGCCUUUUCACUUACACUAUGCUACAUGUCUUUUCAAAAGAUUCUUUAAGUUUGAGAAACAGGCAAACAAAACCAGGACCUUGAUUUGAAAGUGAAUAUUUCUAUAAUUCUUUGUCAUGUGGUCAAGAGAUUGAUGUUUAAAUUUUUAAGUGAAACCUAGGAACGAUCAAGUCAAGUAUUAAUGGUUAAAAAUAUUCAAAAUGACAAAAUUUUGGAAUCUGUUAAAGCUUUUGUUUUUUUUACAUACUUUGGUACCCAAAAGGUUUGAUCAUUACUUUUUAAAUAUUCUACAGCAGGAAUGCAUCCUAUGGUAGUUACAAAAAAUUUUCCUUUCCAUGAUUUCUUUAAAGAGAAAACAAAACAGAUAAUCGUGUGCUGUGUGAAAGAAAAGGAAAACUUAGAAUUCUUGGUAGCUUUUACAAAAGCUGUUUUUUAGAUCUUUGAUUGGUACAACCUACUGGAAAUACUCUUCGAUAGUUGGAGGAUCGACAUCAAAAAAUUUUGAGGUGUUGUUGCCAUAUAAACAUGUCAAUCCGUUGCGUAGCAAUGCACACACCAUGUAGAUCUUGCCAACUGCGCUCAAACCAAUUUUAAGAUCUUUUUUAAAAUCUGUGAAUUUAAAGUAAUUCACAAUAUCUCCAAAUACCCACUCAACAGAAAUUCUAACUUGACUCAUUGAUUGGUUAAAUGCCUCUUCCUCUGGAGUAAGGUCAGCCCUUCUGGCAAAUGGGCAUUGGAGAUGCACUCUGUGGGGAUAAGCUGGGUCACCAUAAAGACACAAUGCUUGGCCAGUUGGGGAAAAUGAAUGAUGUUCCAGAUCAUGCAAGAGGCCUGACAUAUUUAACAUGCCACUGUCAUGUCUUCUUCCCUCAACUGGACCAAAAAGAUUUGCAAUGAGACCAUUGGGAGUCACAACUGACUGGAACUUAAGGGCAUGAACCCGUUUGUGUCCAUUGUAAACUUCCCUCUGGUUGUCCUUGGGCCUACAAAUCGGUCUUACUGUGCCAUCAAUGAAUCCCCAGCAGUUAUCCAAUGCAGCACCUCUGUUGUGAAUUGCCUGUGCGUACAUCUUCAGGUGUUGUGGGGAAAGCCAUGGCUGGUUCAGGUUUUGAAGCCGGUCAGAAAAUGAAUCAUAUAAAAAAUUAACAACAAGGUUAGUUAUCAUGCAAAGUUGAGGCACGGAUCUUCCAAACCUUGGUAUCAGGUCUGCAUAUCUGCAUGGGUACGCAAAACGUUUCAGGCAAACACAUAGUGCUUCAACUGGCCCCACUACCACUCCAUUUGAGCACUUAAAAACAUCUGGAAGGUGUAAUGCAGCAGCGAGCCUAGCUAUGUCUUGUUUCUUAAACCGAAACUCGACCUCACAUUCGUCCUCUCGCAUCCCAUCCAGAUUAAAACGUUCAUAUUUCCAAUAUGGAAGUCCAACAUGCAGGUUUCCGUGUCUAUUUGCCUCAUGAAAAGCAAGGAAUUCGUCAUCAUCGAUCUCGCCGUCAUCGUGCAUGAGAACUAACAUUUCCUCCUCCAUUUUCGAUAUAAAAUCAAUUUUGGCGCCUAUUCUGAGUCGUCUUCCGCAUUCGUAACUUAAAUUGAACACGCGAAUAAGGGCCCCUCAACUCAGUUAGUACCCAGACCUCCAUGAGCCGUCCUCACUUGAGUCGUCUUGAAUCGGAAACUCUCUAUUAUCGCCAAAAAUGGUUUGGACAAAAGAGCAUGAUCUUCUGUUGGUACAGGAAGUUUUGUUAACCAAACCAUUUAAUUUCAAACAUGGUUGUAGGGAAAGGGGAAAUGCUCGGGAUAAAGUUGCAGAGUCUCUUAAUGUAGUCAAGGAGCUAAGGUUUUGUGUAGACCAGAGGGGCGUCCCGGAGCGAUAUGCGAAGCUUGAGAAGGCCUUU
Messenger RNA from Rhopilema esculentum, 3095 nucleotides. The record is from RefSeq and is a predicted model, not a curated record. NCBI's taxonomy places the organism in Eukaryota, Metazoa, Cnidaria, Scyphozoa, Rhizostomeae, Rhizostomatidae.